Penicillium mononematosum is the source of this 270-nucleotide messenger RNA. RefSeq names its product signal peptidase complex catalytic subunit SEC11. The record is from RefSeq and is a predicted model, not a curated record. Bases 1 to 270 code for a protein of 89 amino acids. The transcript has a single exon. NCBI's taxonomy places the organism in Eukaryota, Fungi, Ascomycota, Eurotiomycetes, Eurotiales, Aspergillaceae.
AUGCCGGCAACCGUUCGCAGUGCCCCUGGCAGCCGUGAAAGGAUCCUCCUCGAGACUUUCAUCUUCGAUAUCGCAGUCUCCGCCGCGGCAGCAAGGAAACACAUCUGGAAGAAUAGAACGUCUCGGGAUAGUGCCGCAUCUCCCAAUGCCCAUCCAACCAAUGCGUGCGAGAGACCAGAUAUUGUGAAAAUGAGCAACGCAGUAAUUGUCUUAUCCAAGCUUGAACCAGGCUGUACUCCUAUUAAUUGCCGAGAAACAAGCCGAGAAUAA